This is a messenger RNA of Peromyscus maniculatus bairdii (prairie deer mouse), 3361 nucleotides long. It is a transcript of the gene Cyp24a1, whose product is annotated as cytochrome P450 family 24 subfamily A member 1. NCBI's taxonomy places the organism in Eukaryota, Metazoa, Chordata, Mammalia, Rodentia, Cricetidae. Gene Ontology annotation, biological process: cholesterol metabolic process; cortisol metabolic process; cellular response to peptide hormone stimulus. The record is from RefSeq and is a predicted model, not a curated record. Gene Ontology annotation, molecular function: iron ion binding; oxidoreductase activity, acting on paired donors, with incorporation or reduction of molecular oxygen; monooxygenase activity. Gene Ontology annotation, cellular component: mitochondrial inner membrane.
GGAGGCACAGCGAGGUACAUCAGACCCGGCAGCAUCCCUUCUACCCUCCUUGACACCCUGUGGCUUCAGACCUUAGGAGUCGCAUUUGCAGACCCACAGAGAACCAAACCUCGGCUGCUUUUCUCCAGCCCUUGUGGCUAGCUCAGGGCAGGCACCUGCGCCCCACGCCGCUGAAACUUGCAGCAUCGCCGGGCAUCUGCCUCUUCGGAGUCCCUCCUGCUCUAUACCACUCCACCACACCCGUGGGUUCUGUUUGCCUCUCUUCCCUAAAUCGCGAAGACUUCAGAACCCAGCAGCACCUUCGAAACACUUCACCCCUUCCAGUCCCUGCUCCUCCUCGUGUCCCAAGAGUCUCUUGCUACCAUGAGCUGCCCCAUUGACAAAAGGCGUUCCCUGAUCGCCUUCCUGCGCCGGCUGCGCGACCUCGGGCAGCCCCCCAGACCCGUGACAUCCAAGGCGUGCGCUUCCCGCACGCCAAAAGAGGUGCCCCUCUGCCCGGUGGUGACAAGUGGUCAGAAUCGGGACGCCACCUCCCUGCCUGGACCAACCAACUGGCCACUGCUAGGCAGUCUACUGGAGAUUCUUUGGAAAGGUGGCCUGAAGAAACAGCAUGACACGCUGGCAGAGUACCACAAGAAAUACGGCCAGAUUUUCCGGAUGAAGCUGGGCUCCUUCGACUCGGUGCACCUGGGCUCGCCGAGCCUGCUGGAAGCGCUAUAUCGUACGGAGAGCGCUUAUCCUCAGAGACUGGAGAUCAAACCCUGGAAAGCUUAUCGUGACCACCGCAACGAGGGCUACGGGCUGCUGAUCCUGGAAGGAAGAGAGUGGCAGAGGAUCCGAAGCGCCUUCCAAAAGAAACUGAUGAAGCCGAUGGAGAUCAUGAAGCUGGACAAUAAGAUCAAUGAGGUCUUGGCUGAUUUUAUGGGAAGACUAGACGAGCUGUGUGAUGAAGGAGGCCGCAUCAAAGACUUGUACAGUGAACUGAACAAGUGGUCGUUUGAAAGUAUCUGCCUUGUGUUAUACGAGAAGAGAUUUGGGCUCCUUCAGAAGGACGCAGAGGAAGAAGCUCUGACCUUCAUUACGGCCAUCAAGACGAUGAUGAACACAUUUGGAAAGAUGAUGGUGACCCCCGUGGAGCUGCACAGAAAACUCAACACCAAAGUGUGGCAGGCGCACACUCUGGCCUGGGACACCAUUUUCAGAUCAGUAAAGCCAUGCAUCGACAACCGUUUGGAGAAAUAUUCCCAGCAGCCUGACACAGAUUUCCUUUGCGAUAUUUACCAUCACAAUCAUCUCUCCAAGAAAGAACUGUACGCGGCUGUCACGGAGCUCCAGCUUGCUGCAGUGGAGACGACAGCAAAUAGCUUGAUGUGGAUUCUCUACAAUCUAUCCCGGAACCCCCGAGUGCAGCAGAGACUUCUUCUGGAAAUCCAGAGCGUGUUGCCCGGGAACCAGGCACCGCGGGCAGAGGAUCUGAGAAGUAUGCCCUACUUAAAGGCCUGUGUAAAAGAAUCCAUGAGGCUUACCCCAAGUGUGCCGUUCACAUCUCGGACUCUCGACAAACCAACAGUUCUGGGUGAAUACACUUUACCCAAAGGAACAGUGUUAAUGCUAAAUACUCAGGUGUUGGGUUCCAGUGAGGACAAUUUUGAAGAUUCCAAGCAGUUUAAACCUGAACGCUGGCUUCAGAAGGAGAAAAAGAUCAAUCCCUUUGCACAUCUCCCAUUUGGCCUUGGGAAGAGGAUGUGCAUUGGGCGUCGACUGGCUGAGUUACAGCUCCACUUGGCCCUUUGCUGGAUCAUUCAAAAAUACAAGAUCAUGGCUACAGAUGAUGAGCCCGUUGAAAUGUUGCAUCUUGGCAUCCUGGUACCCAGCCGGGAGAUACCCAUUGCAUUCUGUCCUCGGUAGGAUGCUGAGACUUUUUUCCACCAAGAUCAAGACCAGCAAUCUUUCCCUUUCUGCAAGAAUGGUGCUUAUGGCUUCGGUAUUCCUAGAUGGCAAACUUCAAGGACCUGAGCAUGGGACAGCCUGCAGAGCAUGGCUCACAUUGUCCUCCAUAGACUAUUCUAGAAACUAUUGUCUAGACAAUGAUGUUUACUAAGACCAUCGACUCAGGGAAGCACAUGAAGUGUGGGAACACCAGCCUAGCCCCCUCUAGACCUCACCACUGGUUUACAUCAGCCAAUCAGAGUCCUCCUUGCUUCUGUGGACCUCCUCAAGAGCCCGCUGCCUCUCCCUCUUCUGUGAUACCACUGUGAGGCUGACAAUCAGCCAUUCUAGAAAAGGUUGCUAAGUAUUUCUGCUACCAUACCCAAAGAAGUGUCUUUAAUUCUCAUUUCCAUCUCAUAAAGAAAGACCUACUAUGGCUUAAUUAUCUGGGGAUCUGAGUGGGUCUGACAGGCCACUUAUUAUUAUAACUCUCUUUCAUGCAAUAUUUACAGAAAUGCCAGUUGCCGACAGAGCUAAAAGUUAGUUAAAGGCUCUCAUACAGCUAUUUUCCCUGCAUACAAGGGGAAACAUGGUUGGGGAUUAGAAACUGUCUAUUUUAAAGAAGUUCAUUCCUUAGUGAAACCAGCUCCUUGCUUAAAAAUGUCUUGUUCAUGCAGAAGACUCUGUAAUUUUUCAUUUCAUUGGUAUCUUUUCUCUGUAGCAUUGGAGUGUGCAUGGACCAAUCAGCAGUUUCUAAGCUGUGCAUGUGUUGGCACAUGUGUGCAAGUGUGUGUGUGUGUGUGUGUGUGUGUGUGUGUGCAUGUGUGUGUGUGUGUCUGAGCUCUGAGAGUACUUUGCUUCAGUAAUGCUUUUCCAGGAAAGACAUAGGGUGCCCAAUUUAGGGUCUUCAGUGUGGGACUAUGUCCCAAAAUUUACUCACAGCUUAAAGGUACUCAUUGCAACUUUAAGAAUAGGAUCUCCCAUGCCUUAAUUUCUUUAUCUAUUCAAAGUGAUAAUGGUAAUACAUGUGUACUUAGAGACUACCUAUGCAACACUUAUAGUAUGACUUGAACCCCCUGGGAAAACACAAUUUCAUCAGCGCAAAAUGUGGAAUUAUGCACUACCCACAAAACUUAAAAAUGUUUACAUACGACUUGUGCAUUUUCUAUCCAGCACUUUUUUUCUAUAGAAGUUUACUGUUUAUUUCUGUAUAUUUGAUAAAGAUUUCCCUUUUAGGUUAUAGUUUUAGAAUAAUUCUGAAAUAUACAUGGAUAUGUACAUUUGAAUGAAUAUGUGUGUAUCGGUAACACAGGAAUAUGCUUUCUCUCUCUUGUGAAAUUAUUUUUAAAUUGUAAAUCCAGAGAGUAAAGAUGUAGUUCUGUGGUAAGAGUGUUUGCCUAGUCUGUGUGGGGCCCUGGGUUCAAGCUCCAGU